Messenger RNA from Telopea speciosissima, 962 nucleotides. Its product is annotated as NAD(P)H-quinone oxidoreductase subunit T, chloroplastic-like. Bases 121 to 870 code for a protein of 249 amino acids. NCBI's taxonomy places the organism in Eukaryota, Viridiplantae, Streptophyta, Magnoliopsida, Proteales, Proteaceae. The record is from RefSeq and is a predicted model, not a curated record. The transcript has 2 exons.
CUCUCUCUGUGCCACCGAAACGAGAGGUGAGAAUCAUUUUGUUUCUCACAGAGAGCUAAGCACAACUACGUUAUAUGAAUAAGUACUUUUAUUCGUCAUUCUUUGAAAAUCAGACGUCUCAUGGCUCUCACGACAUCUCCUCUGGCCUUGUCUUUGCUCCUUGGAAGCCUGAAAGGAGGGAAGAGCUCGAAGGAAGCCCAGAUAAGAAGCAGAAGUAGCAGCAGUGGUAGAAGAAGCUUCUUGCGUGUUUUCGCAUCGGAAACCCCCUCUGAACAGCGCAAAAGGGCCGCAGCGGGAGUUGAUACCAGAAUUCACUGGGAAAACCCUGAUGAGGGUUGGAUUGGAGGGACUAGUAAUUCAUCACAGCCAACAAUUGAGGAAGAAAAACAGAAUCUCUUAGGGAAAAACUACUCUGAUUUGUUGAAAGAGUACUCUGAUUCUCAUUACCAGUUCUUAGGAGUAUCUUCCGACGCUGACUUGGAAGAGAUCAAAGCCGCUUAUCGAAGGCUAUCAAAAGAGUACCAUCCUGACACAACAUCACUACCCUUGAAAACGGCAUCCGAUAAGUUCAUGAAACUAAGAGAGGUAUAUGAUACGUUGAGUAAUGAGGAGACCCGAAAGUUCUACGACUGGACAUUAGCUAAAGAGGCUGCCAGUCGACAAGCUGAGAAGAUGAAGAUGAAGUUGGAAGAUCCUCGUGAGCAAGAACUGCAGAAUUGGGUGUCUGUACCAGAUAUGGUUGAUCGUCUAGAUGGGAAAAACAUGAAGCUGAGUGAUCAAGCUAUGACAGCUCUCACCAUUGAUAUUAUUAUCAUUAUCUUUUCAAUUCUAUCCAUCAUUGUUUAUGCUCUCUUCUUUCAGCCAUCAUAGUUGCUCGAUUAUGUUAAGAAAAAGAAGAAUCAAGAUGAAGGUACAAAUUAAUACUUUUCAAUGCUGACCAAAUGUACAGUUUUUUAUGUGUA